Messenger RNA from Callorhinchus milii (elephant shark), 4092 nucleotides. RefSeq names its product N-acetyltransferase ESCO1. The record is from RefSeq and is a predicted model, not a curated record. The transcript is spliced from 10 exons. Bases 134 to 3619 code for a protein of 1161 amino acids. Lineage: Eukaryota; Metazoa; Chordata; Chondrichthyes; Chimaeriformes; Callorhinchidae. Gene Ontology annotation, cellular component: chromatin; nucleus. Gene Ontology annotation, molecular function: protein-lysine-acetyltransferase activity. Gene Ontology annotation, biological process: mitotic sister chromatid cohesion.
GUGUGUGUGUGUGUUGUGCGCGGACGGGGCGGCGGCAAAGGUGAUUUUUGUUUUCCGCGAAAAGAAAAGUUUUGGUUUUUUUUUUAAACGCGCAUCUCGUCGUCGUCGUCGUCGCCGCCGCCGCGGUGCUGUCAUGGGAGCUGAGAAACGGAAAGCGGGACCGGUGAAACCCGAGCGAGGAUUAUCCCGGCGAAGAAAUGGCUCAACAAGAGGCGAACCUUCAGCCAAAAAGCAGAGAUUGGAGGAUAAGGCUUUGUCGAUUCAAUUUAGAAAGAAGUUUGUGAAACCGUCACCUUUGAAAUCAUUUCAGUUGUCAAUAGACAAAGGCAAUAAUAAAACACUCAGAAGAACAAAUGUUAAGGUGAACAGAGCAUCUGCUAAAACACCUACAAAGCCAAAUGGGCAAGCAACAAAAACAAUGGUAAAGGAAACAGAAAGAAUGUCUGCAGUCAUGAAGAAAUCUACUAAGCCUUCACUUAAAAAAAGUGCAUUACAGAAAUCUUCCCACCAGAAAAAAAACGUAGACCGUACUGUAUCAAAGAUGAAAGUAUUACCUGAAAGGAAAGUUACAAAAAGGCAAUGCACUGGUAAAGCUGUCAGUAAAGGAGGCUCUGACAAGGUUUCACGGACAAGGCUUCAGAGUAGUAGAAUUUCUCAGUCACAAGCUACUCGGAAAGAUCUACGUAUAUCCAAAGAGAGCUCCUCAAAACAAACCUCAAAAAUUGCGUCAUCAAAAAAUUGUUCUAAAAGAAAACUUACGCGAAACAUGAAUAAACAAUCUCAGAAAAAAUCUCUUCGAACCAUGGAAAAUUCUUGCUUAAGAAUUACAACAGACACCAAGAAAUCUAAGAAAACUGUCAAGUCUAAGAGUGAUAUCACUAAAUUUAAAACUGAAAAGAAAAAUGUGAAACCUUUAUCAGUAAUUGUUAAGAAUAUUAAGAAGCGGGCUGUAAAAAAAACUCUGAAACCUGUGACUUCAAAAAGUGGACUUAGAAAACAAUCAACUUCUCACAACAGUUCUAAAAAUGUAGUCAAAUUUGAUGAAGGUACUUCAGAAAAACUUUCUGAGAAGACACAACAUAAUGUGAAAUCUGCAAAGAGGACACAGCAAAAAAGGGGAACAAAUUCAUCGGUGCAACCUGUUACGGUGAAGCAGGAGCUUAUUGAAACCGUGAAACCUCAAACCAGAUCUAGUCGAGGCACUUUAAAAGAGAAAAUUCAGCAGGUGGUAGAUUCUAAAUUAAAAUCAGUGACUAAGCAAAUCCAGAAUAAAAGGCAAGUGAGAUCAUCACAGAGACUGAAUUUGACUCUUCCACUUUCAACAAGGUCUACCCUUCCUAUAGGCAGAAAAUCCAGUACAAUUCCUCAUCAAACAAAAUCAGUAAAAAGGAAAUUGAGUGACUUAUCUUCCAAACAUUCUGAGGCUGUAUCACCAUCGGAAAAAAACUGUAAUAAAUCUUCAAAGACAGGAGAAACAAAAUUAUAUCCUAAACAUGGAAGCAAAACAAAACUGGAGAAAGUUAAGCAGACUCCCAAAGAAAAGGUUUUAAAGAUAUCAUGCACUAAAGGUGCAGGUAAAGUUGAAAUGGAGAAAGCAAGCAUUCCUAGUGUUGAGAAGACAUCUGAGGGUACAGAAAUUGACAUAGAAAAAAAAUCUAGUACACUGGUUUCUUCACAAGAACAUUCUGAAACAAAAGUUAAAAGGGAUGCUUCAUUGCAAAGUGAUGGACAAAAACUGGAAGAGAAAGGUCCAGUUCAGAAGCUAGCAAAAGUAACCAGUGACAACGCUAAAGAAAAGAAUGGAGUAAAAUCAAUGAAUAAAACUAUAAAUGCUUCAGGACAGAAAAGAGUGAACCACUCUUUGAAACAACAUCUUCAUCCUUCAAAACCAUCACACAAAUUGAAAUGUAAAGCUAGCAAAAAUAAAAUAUGUCCUAAAAAAGUAGUGGAAAGUCCAUCUCUGCAAACUGAAGAUGAUGCAAAAUGUAAGCGUCAAAGUAUUCUAGAACUGUGCGAAGAAAUUGCAGACGAGAUAGCUUCUGACACUCUUGAUGCUUCAGUGAAGACAGAGCCCACAAAAAUAGAGAAUGAAAAUGUCCAAAAAGAACCCGAAGCCAUUAUACCAGAGGAUGUUAAGAAAAAAACACAGUCUAGGGUGACAUUUUCCAGCCUUAAAAAAUUCAAAUUUUCAGGACAAAAAUGUGCGAAACGUAAAUUAAUUGAGCAUAAUAAAUGUAUGAAUACAAGAUAUAGUUUACAAAAAGGAAAUAGUUGGACUAGAAUUAAGCAAAUUAAAACUGAUCAGAAAAAAAUAAAUGCCAUUAAAACUAUCCAAAAGCUUAAAAACUUGGAAUUAAAGCAAGCAGUUUCACAGGUAGUAGUUCAAACAGUUAAUAAAACAAUUGAGAAGGAGAAAUUGCCUAAUGGGGUGCCUACGGAAACCAAAGAAGAAAAUGGUGUUACUUGUGAGCAAAAUAAAUCUAAAAAUGUAUCUUUUCGAAAGGAGCUUGGAAAAGGUACUCUUAAUAGUAAAAAUAUAUCUGAAAAUAGCACACCUGAAAAAGUCAAGAAGCUAAUAGAAUUAUUCUACAGAAAAGAUGAGCCAGAGGUGCCAAAUGUGGAAGCUGAAUCUGAAGCAGAUGAGAGUUUUAGGUUGCAUUUGGAAUCAAGUCCUGAUUGUAGUCCGAUGAAGGGAGUUACUACAGCACCAGUGAAGGAGAAAUUGGAGAGUGAAGUGGAAGUGUCAGCACCCAUGGAAACCAUACGGGCUCUCUUCAGCAGUCCAGGUUCAUCAGAGAGAAAUAAUGAAAGUGUACCUUUGUCCAGUCAGCUCACUGAAGCGAAGAGUAUUGUGGUUGCCUCUGAUCUUUCUGUACAGAAAGAAGUCAAACCAGUGAAUGAUACAGAGAGAGGUGGGCUUCAGCAACUGACCAUUGAUGCUGGGCAGAAAAGGAUUGGAGCCGUUUCCUGUGCUAUCUGUGGAAUGCUGUAUGCAGCAUCUGUUCCAGAGGAUGAAGCCCAGCACCUUCAGUUUCACAAACGUUUUAUUAGUGCUGUAAAAUAUGUGGGCUGGAAAAAGGAGAGAAUUUUAAGUGAAUAUCCUGACGGCAAAAUAAUAAUGGUUCUUCCUGAUGAUCCUAAAUAUGCUCUGAAAAAGGUUGAAGAGAUCCGUGAAAUAGUUGAUAAUGACCUUGGAUUUCAACAUGCAGAACUAAAGUGCCCUUCCAGAACAAAAACACUUCUCUUCAUCUCCAAUGACAGAAAAGUAGUUGGCUGUUUAAUAGCGGAACAUAUACAGCGGGGUUUCAAGGUCAUAGCUGAUAAGACUUCACAGGAAUCAACAAAUGAUGCAAUUAUGCUUGAAAGCCAACGAGCUUGGUGCUGUUCAACCAAUGCUGAACCAGCAAUCUGUGGAAUAAGCAGAGUAUGGGUCUUCAAUCUAAUGCGGAGGAAGGCAAUUGCUACUAGAAUGAUUGACUGUCUCAGGAGCAAUUUCGUUUAUGGGUCAUACUUAAGUAAAGAAGAAAUUGCAUUCUCGGAUCCUACUGCGGAUGGUAAACUCUUUGCGACCCAGUAUUGUGGAACACCCAGGUUCUUGGUGUAUAAUUUUGUUAGCUGACCUUGCACAGAUGGAUGAAGCAGACUUCACAACCACCAGUGAUGAAGUCUACUUGAUAAAGCCUCAGGAAACUGAUACAAUUAUGAAUUUGUUCGCUGUUCACAAGUUUCAGGAGUUGAGAUGUAAGAACUGUACAGUUACUUUUAUUACAGUUAACUCAGGACCGAUAGCUAAAUGGUUGCUUAUAUUUUGGAAAACUGGAAAGGAUGCAGUAAUAUUUGACAUUGUUUGCUUUGUAUUUUAAAAUGGACAUUGGUUUUAACAGUUUUUAGAAAUGAAGCAUGCCUUUUUACUUUGUUAGUUACGCUAACAAAUUUUACAAUGUUUUCUGUAACACAGAACAAUUGAGUUGUAAAAAUUUUGAAUUUCUUACACAAUGUAUAUAAAAUGCAGUGGUAUAAAAAUUAAGAGAAUUGUUUUGGUUUUUUAAAAUAAACUGCUGUGGCCUUCCUGGUCUGCAUUUAUUGUAGAGU